Molecule: messenger RNA, 317 nt
Organism: Staurois parvus
Lineage: Eukaryota; Metazoa; Chordata; Amphibia; Anura; Ranidae
Source: the annotation of a GenBank genome assembly
UUAGUAUUGCUUUAAGGGCCUAUUAAAAAGUGGAACUAAACCCAUCGAUUUAACGGUUUCAAAAAACAGUUAAAAUCUUGGCAUGCUGGGAAUACUAACUGUCACAUUUGGAGAUGAGUACUUUGACUUCACUGGCUACUUGCCUGUUAAGAAAUAAGGAGCAGGGGCGGACUGACCAUUUGGAAACUCGGGCACUGCCCGAGGGCCCGGGGUCAAUAGGGGGCCCCAUGAGAUGCCCCUGGUACCUUUUUCAUAGGCUUUUUGAGUUUGGGCAAGGACACAGGGGCUCCAUGAUCCCCUAUUGCUCGGGGGCCCCA